Macrobrachium nipponense is the source of this 2429-nucleotide messenger RNA. Its product is annotated as zinc finger protein OZF-like. The coding region runs from base 567 to 1913 and encodes 448 amino acids. Lineage: Eukaryota; Metazoa; Arthropoda; Malacostraca; Decapoda; Palaemonidae. The transcript is spliced from 2 exons. The record is from RefSeq and is a predicted model, not a curated record.
UGCUACUACUACUACUACUACUGCAACUGCAAGGCUGCAACAGGUGUCUAUUUUGGCGGCCAUCUUUAUAGUCGUCUUAUAUAUACAAAGUUGUGGACACAACCUCCCAUCAAGUUCUCCAUCAAGAUAUGUAAUGAAAUUUACUGGAGAUUUAUGCAAGAAAUUUACCUCUUUAGGAAGAAAGGAGACAGAUACAUUGGUUUAAGAUACCAGAUAUUCUUGUCAAGUUCAAUGUCCUGGGAUAUAUGAAGUGUAAGAGUGUGUUUAUUAAGUAGGACAUUGAAAGCCAUGAUAAGUGUACACUUUCCAGGAUUAUAAAUAUUGAAGCUAAUUCUGGAAGAUCUCUCGUCAGAAAAGAUACCACUCUCCAUAAGAGAAAGAACCAUUGUGUGUAAAAAAAUUUGGAAAUCAGUUCUAUUGGGAACACCACCUCAGAACUUGAAUGUCCGUUCACUGUGGAGGGCAGCAGUUCAGAUUCCCAGAAACGAUUUCAUUUGAAGCAAAUUAAAACUCACCAUAAAAAAUGUAGGAAAGCUUUGGCUCAGAAAACUCAUCCUAACAGUCAUAUGAGGACUCACAUUGUGGGGAAUCCAUUCAGGUGUAAAUACUGUGGGAAAGCAUUUUCUUAUAAAGCUCAUCUUGACAUUCACAUGAGGGUUCACACUAGAGAGGAGUCAUUUAAAUGUAAUGACUGUGGGAAAGCUUUUUCUCAUAAAGGUAAUCUUGAAAUUCAUAUGAGGGUUCACACCAGAGAGAAGCCAUUUAAAUGUAAUGACUGUGGGAAACCUUUUUCUCGGAAAGGUAAUCUUAAAGAUCACAUGAGGGUUCACACUAGAGAGAAGCCAUUUAAAUGUAAUGACUGUGGGAAAUCUUUUUAUGAGAAAAGUAAUCUUAAAAUUCAUAUGAGGGUGCACACUAGCGAGAAGCCAUUUAAAUGUAAUGACUGUGGGAAAUCUUUUUAUGAGAAAAGUAAUCUUAAAAUUCAUAUGAGGGUCCACACUAAAGAGAAGCCAUUUAAAUGUAAUGACUGUGGGAAAGUUUUUUCUCAGAAACAUCAUCUUAAAGAUCACAUGAGUGUUCACACUAGAGAAAAGCCAUUUAAAUGUAAUGACUGUGGGAAAGCUUUUUCUCAUAAAGGUACUCUUAAAAUUCAUAUAAGGGUUCACACUAGAGAGAAGCCAUUUAAAUGUAAUGACUGUGGGAAAGCUUUUUCUCGUAAAGGUACUCUUAAAAUUCAUAUGAGGGUUCACACUGGAGAGAAGCCAUUUAAAUGUAAUGACUGUGGGAAAGCUUUUUCUCAGAAAGGUCAACUUACAAUUCAUAUGAGGCUUCACACUGGAGAGAAGCCAUUUAAAUGUAAUGACUGUGGGAAAGCUUUUUCUCAGAAACAUUAUCUUAAAGAUCACAUGAGGGUUCACACUAGAAAGAAGCCAUUUAAAUGUAAUGACUGUGGGAAAGCUUUUUCUCAUGAAAGUCAUCUUAAAAUUCAUAUGAGGGAUCACACUAGAGAGAAGCCAUUUAAAUGUAAUGACUGUGGGAAAGCUUUUUCUCAUAAAAGUCAUCUUAAAAUUCAUAUGAGGGAUCACACUAGAGAGAAGCCAUUUAAAUGUAAUGACUGUGGGAAAGCUUUUUCUCGGAAUGAUACUCUUAAAAUUCAUAUGAGGGUUCACAGUGGAGAGAAGCCAUUUAAAUGUGAUGACUGUGGGAAAGCAUUUUCUCAGAAAGCUUCUCUUAAGAUUCAUAUGAGGGAUCACACUGAAGAGAAGACAUUCAAAUGCAGCAACUGUUGGAAACCAUUGACCCAAAAAGAUCAUCUUUCUGGGCAUAAGAAGGCCCUAGUUGUCACGGAGUUUUUUGCUAGAAACCUGGGAAGAAAUGUCACAUUAAAGACCAUAAUUUGUAUUCCUGAGUGAUGCUGGAUGCCAUCAAAAAGAAAGUGUUAUUCAUUAUUCUACUGCUGAUCACAUUUAAGAUGACAUCAGAAAACAAGGUAACUCUACACACUAGGCGUGAAUGAUCUGAUUGAAGACAUUUAAGAACUUUCUUGAGGAAUGUUUUUAUUGUGGAGGCAAAGUGGUAGCCCAAGAGAAAGACAUUUUGCUGUGGUAAUGAGACAGUUAAGUAUAUCUUAGUUUAACCAGACCAAUGAGCUGAUUAACCCUCUUACGCCGACUGGACGUAUUUUACGUCGACAUUUUUUGUCUCCCGUGUGCCGACUGGACGUAUUUUACGUCGACUUACAAAAGUUUUUUUUUAAAUUCGCGGAAAAAUACUUAUAGGCCUACCAGCCUAAAACUUUUGAAUCACGCGCCUUGGGGGAUGCUGGGAGUUCACGGAUCAAGGUGUUGUUUUGUUUACAAUCGUUACGCAGGCGCGCAAGCGCGAAUUUCUUUCUUGCCGCACUAAAAAGUAUCUGUGACACAUCUCGG